CAAGGGCCGGAAGGGCCAUGGACCUGGGGUGACCAGAUGUGAGCUUGUGGCGCUGCCCCGGAUCUACCGAGACGACCACACGGGGCUCGAGACGAGCUGCGUUCAGUGCGGGUGCGUGUGCGUGUGCGUGUGCGUGUGCGUGUGCGCUCCAGGUCCUUGCGGUGCCACUGUCCCUCCGGAGCAGAGGAGCCGGCUGAAGAUGGCGCUGCUCAUGGAGCACCAGUUCAGGCAGAUGCCCGCUGACGGACAGGUGGAAACGAGACCGUUUCUGGAGGCGGUGUCACACCUGCCGCCCUUCUUUGACUGCCUGGGCUCGACUAUCUUUGCUCCAAUGAAGGCAGACCUGUCUGGUAACAUCUCAAAAAUCAAAGCGGUUUACGAAACCAACCCGACCCGGUUCAAGACACUCCAGAAUAUUUUGGAUGCAGAGAAAGAAAUGCAUAAAGCAGAAUGGCCCAAAGCUGGAGCCACGCUGGCCCUUAUGUGGCUGAAAAGGGGUCUACGCUUUAUUCAAGUCUUCCUGCGGAGCCUGCUGGAAGGGGAAAAGGAUGAGAGCAACCCAAACCUCAUCCGAGUCAACGUCACCAAAGCCUAUGAAGUAGCCCUGAAGAGGUACCACGGCUGGUUUGUGCAACAGCUCUUCAAGGCAGCUCUCUUUGCCGCUCCGUAUAAGACGGACUUCCUGAAGGCCCUCUCCAAGGGUCGGGAUGUCAAGGAAGAGGAAUGCUUGGAAAAAAUCCGAAAAUUCCUCGUCAACUUCACUGCCACCGUUGAUGCUGUUUAUGACCUGUACAGUCGAAUGAACGCUGAUGUUGAUGACGCAGUGUGACCCGAGACGCUCGCUUUGCUCCACUGGGCCGCUGAGUUCACGGAGCACUUCCAUCCUGCUGUCUGCGGUCUUUAACGUCCUCCCUCAGGGCGCUCGCUGAGGGGCGUCUUCACGGCGCUCUGGAGUCACCGACACCUCGAGUCUGCUCUGCCUUCUCUCCUCACGCUCGGGUCGCUCGGAGCCGAGUUUCCUUCAGCAGCUGAAGAUUUAAACUCAGCAUUUCUUUGUUUGCGCGUUCAUAAGAUAAUUAUAGCUAGAAUAAAAGGGCAACUGCACAAAUGUCUUUGAAAGCUUCCGCUCAGGGAGAGAGGUGUGUGAUGUUAACAGAUUAAUGAGCCAGAUCACCAUCAACCUUGAAGAGAAAACUAAAAUAUAACUCUGUUUUACAGUGGAUUUUAAAUUCUUAAAUUAGAAAUGUUGUGGUUCUUUAGUCAAACACAAGUUAUGGCUGCAUUUAAUGUGUAAUCAUACAAGAAGGACAAAUGACAAAACAAGAAAUACAAACGUGGUCUGGCUUCUAGUUUGACUGCAUUUAAUGCACAUAAUCCACAAACAAGUGUUUUCAUCAUACACAACACAGACUGUAGUUGACCGUGUGUUUUGGGUAAUGAUUUACAUUUUUCAAUUUUGUUUAAACACUUUUACUUCUGAGUCAUUACACGCUCCUGAGUUAUAAGAUUAGUCAUACAAAACAUACAAAACGCAUGAGUAGAAUGUUUUUCUUUGUAUUCUUUCUAAAGCUCAUGAACUACACACGUACACACACGGCUGUGAACUGCUUCUUAACGCACACCGCGUUGCACCUGAAGCUGGAACUGAGAAGCAUUUAAGCAAAAAUGUCAGCUUUUCUUCCCUUAGUCAUCUAUAUUUUUAUCCAUGUCACUUUUUGUAAACCAGGCAGGUUAAUUAAAAGUAAAAUGUGAAUUAUUACUAAAAGUAUGGUCUCUUUAUACUUCCAGGAACUAAAAUAGGCAUCUUAAGUAUUUUCCCAAAGCAGUUCUUCCUCAGCACUAAGCGCCUUCUGUCCACUCGGCUCUCCGGUGCUCAUGAAAAAGUGAAUUUUAAUUUCCUUUGAAUCUCUUUGUCAAGGGGGCGUGAAGUGUUCACCGACGUUGUGGCAUCAGCUUGUUGGACGUUCUGACCGCAGAUCGAUGUCGGCCUCGGCUCAGUCGGCCCUGUGUGGGUUCAGAAGAUGAAAUGCUCGUCUAGCGUUUCUUUGGGGUUGAAAUUAUGUUGCAGUGCAAAAUGAAAAAUACCAAAGCUUGUAUUUUUAACUUAACAAUAUAAUUAGCAAUAAAAAAUAUGUGCAAUA
This is a messenger RNA of Pseudoliparis swirei, 2141 nucleotides long. RefSeq names its product glycolipid transfer protein a (gene gltpa). Gene Ontology annotation, molecular function: ceramide 1-phosphate transfer activity; ceramide 1-phosphate binding. NCBI's taxonomy places the organism in Eukaryota, Metazoa, Chordata, Actinopteri, Perciformes, Liparidae. The transcript has 6 exons. The coding region runs from base 200 to 829 and encodes 209 amino acids. The record is from RefSeq and is a predicted model, not a curated record. Gene Ontology annotation, biological process: ceramide transport; intermembrane lipid transfer. Gene Ontology annotation, cellular component: cytoplasm; cytosol; membrane.